GAAAAAACACAGAAACACCGCACAGGGAAGAGACUGCAGAGGAUCAUGGCUGAAGUGGAGGAAACACUGAAGAGGAUUCAGACACACAAAGGUGUUAUAGGGACAAUAGUUGUAAAUGCUGAAGGUAUUCCUAUUAGGACGACGUUGGACAAUUCCACCACAGUGCAGUAUGCAGGUUUACUUCAUCAGCUCGCUAUGAAAGCCAGGAGUACAGUCCGAGACAUAGACCCUCAGAAUGACCUCACUUUUCUACGUAUUAGAUCCAAGAAACAUGAGAUCAUGGUGGCACCUGACAAAGAAUAUCUUCUGAUAGUGAUUCAGAACCCAGGUGAAUAGAAGGACAGAAUCAGCAAGCGCACACGUUAUAUCAUGCGUAUUCAUUUAUCUUCUCAUUGCCUUAGUGGUUUAAUCUGCUUUCUGCAACCUAAAAUGUAAUUUUAAUAGCAUUUCUAUCAAACAUACACUUGUAUACUUUUUACCUUGCAAAAACACUUUGUUUAAUGAAAUAAAAUGUCAUCUGCAGGG
Messenger RNA from Ictalurus punctatus (channel catfish), 525 nucleotides. RefSeq names its product dynein light chain roadblock-type 2 (gene dynlrb2). Gene Ontology annotation, molecular function: dynein intermediate chain binding. The record is from RefSeq and is marked provisional. Gene Ontology annotation, cellular component: centrosome; cytoplasm; cytoplasmic dynein complex. Gene Ontology annotation, biological process: microtubule-based movement. Lineage: Eukaryota; Metazoa; Chordata; Actinopteri; Siluriformes; Ictaluridae.